AGUUCUGUGUUAUAGUUGACGAUGACGUUUCCCCGAGACAAAAAAUGUGCCUUGCUUCAGCUAAACGGGAUGACUUAACCGGUGUGCUACCGAAGAGAUUCAUUGAAAACUGCAGCAAACACGCAAGGGAAAAUAAUUGAGUGACAGAGGCAGGAUGUUGGAGUCCUAUGUCACGCCCCUGUUGAUGACCUACGUGAACAAAUACAUCAAGAACCUGAAGCCCUCUGACCUGCAGCUGUCGCUAUGGGGAGGAGACGUAGUACUGAGCAAGCUGGAGCUGAAGCUGGAUGUCCUGGAGCAGGAGCUGAAACUGCCCUUCACCUUCCUGAGCGGGCACAUCCAUGAAUUGUGUAUCCACGUGCCCUGGACCAAACUGGGCUCCGAGGCCGUGGUCAUCACCAUUAACACAAUGGAGUGUAUUCUCAAACUGAAGGACGGAGCACAGGACGACCAUGAGAGUGGUUCUAGCUCCACCAGUCGCAGCGCCUCCGAGAGCUCCAAGACCCUUCCCAAGCCCCGUCGCCUCCAGCAGGCCGCCCCCUCCGACCCAGACCUGCCCCCAG
This is a messenger RNA of Oncorhynchus gorbuscha (pink salmon), 563 nucleotides long. Its product is annotated as vacuolar protein sorting-associated protein 13B-like. The annotation marks the transcript as partial. The record is from RefSeq and is a predicted model, not a curated record. Lineage: Eukaryota; Metazoa; Chordata; Actinopteri; Salmoniformes; Salmonidae. The transcript is spliced from 4 exons.